CGUGGGUUAAAGUGUAACGGCUAUCAACGUUUUUCAGAAUCAUUUAGUCAUGUUACAAGUGAAACUACUAUUCUAAGGCUGUCAAUAAGAAUUAUUUUUAGUUUCUUCAAAAAAAACUCUGAGGCAAUAUUUUAUCUAUUAAUGCAGUGUUACAAAAAUAUUUUGUUCUGUCAAUAUUUUGGAAAAUUAUAAUUAUAUAUAUUUUAUGAAUUGAAUCUGAAAAAUAAAUUUUCGAGAUCAAGAUGGAAUCGAGGUUACCCAAGCCGAAGUUCAGUGCUAAAAAAACUACAAGUUCAAUAAGUAUAGCUACAGAAAGUGUAUUACAAGUUCCUGAACCAGAACCCACAACGUUGAAAGAUAUGGGUAAAUCUAAAAGUGGUGAAAGUAUAUCCAAAGUAACAAAAGAGAAUAAGCCACCACCAAGUAAAACUUUAAGCCGUGCUCGGACUGUAGCUGCAAUUUCAAGAGCAAAUACAUCAUCUGCAGUAACAAAAACUGCCGUGAAAAGACCAGGCCCAGUGACAAAUGCAGUAGCUCCUAAGAAACCAGCUAUUAGGCCUGCUCCAAAAACUUCGGCAACGAAUACUACAGUGUCAUCAAAGAAAACAGUCUCAGGAAAAUCAUUAAAACCUACGACAGCUCCGCCAAAACCUCUUCCGACAAAAGUGAGUAAGUGGGAUUGGAAAACCAAAUUCGAAAUGGCCAGUAAGGAUUUAACAACACUCAAAGAGGCACAAAAAGAAAUGAAAGAGCAACGUGAAGAACUACAGAGUAUAAUAGAUGGCUAUAAAAAUAAUGAAAUAAAAAAUAACGAAAAAAUUAAUGAGUUAAUAAAUAAAAAUGAUAAACUGAGUGGAGAACUGACAGAACUAAGAAAAGAUAUCGAAGAAAUAACGGAAAAAUAUGGCAAAACAACAAAAGAAUUGGAGAAUUUGCAAGUAACUCACAUAAAAACCACUGAAUUUGUUAAAGAACUCCAAAAUAGAAUAACAGAUUUACAAAAUCUAUGUCAUGAAAUGGAUAAAGAUCGAAGAGUACUUCACAAUACUAUUCAAGAAAUGAAAGGUAACAUUCGAGUCUUCUGUAGAGUACGACCAAGAAUUGAAAAAGAAAUGUCGAAGAAUGUUUGUGCUAUUAAUUAUGUUGAUGAAAGUACUUUGGAAAUAUCAAGAGCUGAUGGUUCAAAUUCAGUGAGUUGCAGUGGUAAAGCACGUUGUAACAAACAAGAAUUCUCCUUUGAUAAAGUUUUUCCACCAACUGCUACCCAAGCAGAUAUUUUUGAAGAGUUGUCUCUGCUUGUUCAAUCAGCCUUGGAAGGUUACAAUGUUUGUGUCUUUGCCUACGGUCAAACUGGUUCCGGUAAAACGUAUACGAUGGAAGGUUGUGAUGAUCCUGAGUUAGAAGGUAUGAUACCUAGAACUGUCCGACAUAUCUUCGUUCAAAUGAAAGAAUUUGAGCUCCUAGGAUGGGAGUAUAAAAUCGAAGCAAGUUUUCUUGAAAUCUAUAACGAGCACAUUGUAGAUCUUUUGGACAGUCAGCAGAAAAUACAUGAGAUCAGGAUGGUUGACUCUAGAGGGACUGAUCUGUAUGUAACCAAUCUACAAAUUGAAGAAAUACAUAAUCCAGAAGAGUUGCACUCAUGUCUACGCAUGGCCCAACAAAAUCGUGCAGUAGCAGCAACCAAGUCCAACGAACGAUCAUCUAGGUCUCAUUCUGUAGCUCGAAUCCGUCUUAUUGGAACUCACAAGGGCAAAGGUGAAACAUCUAUUGGGAAUCUUAAUCUAGUUGACUUGGCUGGAUCCGAGCGGCUGAGAGGUGAAGAAGCUGCACGUACUGCUGAAACGAAGAAUAUUAAUAAAUCUCUCGCCAACUUAGGGAAUGUUAUCUUAGCUCUUUUGAAAAAGCAGGAUCAUAUUCCUUAUAGAAAUUCUAAACUUACGCAUCUACUAAUGCCUUCACUGGGUGGUAACUCGAAAACUCUGAUGCUUCUAAAUGUCUCUCCACUUGAUGAUUGUUAUAAUGAAACUCUCAAUUCAUUAAGAUUUGCUAGCAAUGUGAAUAGCUGUAAACUUGGUAACAUCAAGCGGUCUAAAACAAUGAUUCAAAAUAAAAAUAUUUAAUUUUAUCUUAUUCUGAAUUUUUUUUAUGAAUAAUACGUUCGUCAUUAUUCAUUUUAUUUUAUAUUAAUUGCUUCAUAUCAGUGAAAUAUUUAGAUAUGUGAAGACUGAACCCGAAAAAUGGUUGCAACGUGGCAAUAAUAAUUGGAUGAACCAAAGUUGUUAAGAAUGUUAUGUCUUUUUUGUAUCUAUUAAUUCUUUUCAGGGUAAAGUUACUUGAAAUCAAUAAUUUUUUAAUUAUUUUUUAAUAUUACUAACAACAAUGUAUCACUAAUCCUAGUCAGCAAGUUACUGUGUUAAAAUGAAUUAUAUAAUUUUA
Chelonus insularis is the source of this 2436-nucleotide messenger RNA. RefSeq names its product protein claret segregational-like. Lineage: Eukaryota; Metazoa; Arthropoda; Insecta; Hymenoptera; Braconidae. Gene Ontology annotation, molecular function: ATP binding; microtubule motor activity; microtubule binding. Bases 243 to 2120 code for a protein of 625 amino acids. The transcript has 3 exons. Gene Ontology annotation, biological process: microtubule-based movement. The record is from RefSeq and is a predicted model, not a curated record.